CGCUCCUGGUUAAAGUUGGCCUGCAGAUUUCAGCUUCGUUGGCUAACGAGCUGCAAAUUAACCACCACCUCGUCCUUGUCGCCAACCUUGUUUGGCUCGGAGUGGUUUGUUGAACCGAAACGUAAACAGACGUAUUGAUUGCGAUAUUACUGUCCAGUUUUCUGGAGCACGGUGGGCUGGCUUGUCAGUUAGAGGUUCGGCCAACGGCAGCUGGUCGGUUGCAAAGGUGUGAGCUGCGACGCGUGUUUAAAGGGCAACUUCAGAGGACGACGGUACAAGUGCUUAAUUUGUUACGACUAUGAUCUGUGCGCGUCAUGCUACGAAAGCGGUGCAACCACGACCAGACACACAACAGAACAUCCCAUGCAGUGUAUAUUAACAAGAGUUGACUUUGACCUGUACUAUGGUGGAGAAGCUUUCUCGGUGGAGCAGCCCCAGGCCUUCACCUGUCCCUACUGCGGCAGGAUGGGCUACACAGAGAUCUCCCUGCAGGAGCAUGUUGCUGCAGAGCACACAGAGACCUCCACAGAAGUGAUAUGCCCGAUAUGUGCAGCGCUGCCAGGUGGCGACCCAAAUCAUGUGACAGAUGACUUUGCUGCUCAUCUCACACUUGAACACAGAGCUCCGAGGGACUUGGACGAGUCCAGCGGUGUGCGGCACGUGAGGAGGAUGUUUCACCCCGGGCGCGGGUUGGGGGGCCCGCGAGCCCGCAGGUCUAACAUGCAUUUCACCAGCAGCACCACAGGGGGGCUCUCCACCAGUCAGAGUUCCUCACAGAGCUCUAACUACAGCAGAGAGGCCAUGGACCCCAUAGCAGAGCUCCUGUCCCAGUUGUCGGGGGUGCGGCGCUCGGCGGGCGGCCAGCUGAGCUCGGGUCCGUCGGCCUCGCAGCUCCAGCAGCUUCAGAUGCAGCUCCAGUUGGAGCGCCAGCAGGCCCAGGUGGCGCGCCAGCAGCUGGAGACGGCCCGGAACGCCAGCCGAGGGGGAGGCAGAGCCAACGCCAUCCUAAACACGAAUUCAACCGCUCCCAACCCCACCGCCAACCACGCCAACAACCCCAGCCCCCACCCGGGGCCCACUGAGCCCAACACGCAGCACACCGCACACAGCUCCCAGUUUCUACUCAGCAGGCUGAGCGAACCCCGGCUGUCUGAGGCCGAGCGGCAGGCGUGCGAGGCCCAGUGGGCCGACAGGAGCCUCUUCGUCACGGAGCUGCUGCUGUCCACGCUGCUGCCCGACGAGGACGCCUCGGCCUCCUCCUCCGAAGACGAGGACGAUUGUCACGGCUCGUUGCGGAACUUCGCCGACUUCGAGGCCAUGGGCUGCGUCGAGGUCAUGACGUUGGACGUGGCGCUGGAGAACCUCAACCUCAAGGAGACGAGCCCCGCCCCGAGGAAGACGAAACCGACGACUAAAACGGCCCCCGCCAAGAAAGAGCCCCCCGCGCCGCCCCUUUGAUGACAUGGCCCAGUCCCUCCCCACCCUUCAAUCACCAUUGUGACUAGCUGACUGCUCAGUCGGGCCAACUGCCAAUGGAUGACAAAAGACUUGCAGUUCUUCUUGGCUUUUUUUUUUUUUUUUUUUUUCGUUUUCGUUUUUGUUUUUCUCAGUGAUUGUCAUUUCAGCUCUGUCGCUCCCCCAACUCCACCCCAUGUUUUACGUUGUGUACAUUGAAUAAAAGUAGUGACGAGAGAAUGUGAAGGCAAGCAAGCAAAGCGUGUCGGGUGCGUGAGAAAAGAAGAGAACUAUAUAAAUAUAUUAUUAAAGAAAAAAAAAUUCUAUAUGAAAGUUGAUAAUCAGUCCCACAUAACCCGCGUUUCCUCUAGCAGAAAGCGUAGUCCGCAGUUUUUUUUUUCCCCAGAGGCAAAAGUCGUCAUACACUCACAGAGGGAGAGGAGGCCGACCGUAACCCCCUCCGCUUAAUAAAAGAGAAGAAAAAAAAAAGCUGCUGUGUAUUUAUAGAUAUAAACUAAAGUGCUUGGAUGGUUUACCACAACUUAAGCAUGAGCUUAAAUCACCAUGUGCCCAUUUUAAAACUGCACAGUCACCAGACGGGGAGGUCUUUCUCUUGUUGGGACACCUGAGUAACUUUAAACUGUUUCGGUGCCGAGCGCUGCUCCACCACACACACACACACACACACACACUCUCACACACAGACUGUUUGGUUAACCCCUGCGUCAAAAGUCUCAAGCCCCUCCCCUUCGUGUGACGCCACCUGUUUUUUUUUUUUUUUGGGGGGUCAUGUGACCUGGCUUUAUAUCGACUGUGGGCACUUUGGUUUUGAAUUUGCAUAUCCGGUGUCCACUUGUGUACACUACAGAUGUUCUGCACAGAAGCGACACAGCUCUGAGGCGAAAAGAGAUGAAGCCAUCUCUCGGUUGUGACCGUUUUCAGGCCUUUUUCUAACAGAAGGAACACGAGCCCUGGUCUCUUCAUACGUUUGUUUUCUCUCUCUCUCUCUCUAUCCUCUUUUUGUCUUUUACAGGAGAUCAGAUGCUUCUUUCUCCAGCUUCCUGUGUUCUGAAAUUAAUCUCAUGAAUACAAAGAUUUACUCAUGCGACUCGGAGGAGAGGAUCCUGUAAUGCUCUUUCCGUCAACCUCUCCCGAGUCCGUAAAGAUCUCUGUAUUGCCUCCACUGCUAAACGGAAGAAAUGCAAUGUAUGUUUUUUGGCUUACGGGAAGAGCCAAAUGACAGGGUAAACCUUUUUAGUUUGGAGGACAAUAAAAAUGUUUUUGGAUGGAAAAGAACUAACCCAAAUCCUGCUGUCUGGUUAUUUUGGGGUUGUUUUUAUUUUUUUCUCCACUCCCCCCCAGUUGCCAGCUUUCCUGGCGAGCAUGUACAGAAUAACGGUAUUAAAAAAAAAAAUAAACACCUACCUUCCAGGUCGAGUUCA
Messenger RNA from Fundulus heteroclitus (mummichog), 2897 nucleotides. Its product is annotated as E3 ubiquitin-protein ligase KCMF1. The transcript is spliced from 7 exons. Lineage: Eukaryota; Metazoa; Chordata; Actinopteri; Cyprinodontiformes; Fundulidae. The record is from RefSeq and is a predicted model, not a curated record. Gene Ontology annotation, biological process: synaptic signaling. Gene Ontology annotation, molecular function: zinc ion binding. The coding region runs from base 364 to 1458 and encodes 364 amino acids. Gene Ontology annotation, cellular component: plasma membrane.